Messenger RNA from Cydia strobilella, 1492 nucleotides. It is a transcript of the gene Cks30A, whose product is annotated as cyclin-dependent kinases regulatory subunit. NCBI's taxonomy places the organism in Eukaryota, Metazoa, Arthropoda, Insecta, Lepidoptera, Tortricidae. Gene Ontology annotation, biological process: regulation of mitotic cell cycle. Gene Ontology annotation, cellular component: cyclin-dependent protein kinase holoenzyme complex; SCF ubiquitin ligase complex. The record is from RefSeq and is a predicted model, not a curated record. The transcript has 3 exons. The coding region runs from base 231 to 470 and encodes 79 amino acids. Gene Ontology annotation, molecular function: protein kinase binding; histone binding; ubiquitin binding.
UUAAACGCUUCUCUGAAGUUCUCUGUCGAAUUUUGUAUUUAGCGGUGUGAUUCUGUGAUUGUUCAUUGUUCGAGUUGUUUCCCAUUCCCUGAUUUCUUUGUUUGCAAGGUUCCUCAAAGUGGAACUGCAGUAUCUAUUGGAAAGUGUCUUUACUAUUCUUUAUAAUACAAAGUGCCUACUGGAUAAGUGUUAAAAUUUUGUUGGAAAUUUGAUUUUUGAUAACUUUCACAAUGUCAAGAGAGAUUUACUAUUCGGACAAGUAUUACGACGAAGAACAUGAGUACAGGCAUGUGGUGUUACCAAAAGAAAUGGUGAAACUAGUUCCCAAGAAUCAUUUAAUGUCAGAACAAGAAUGGCGAGGCAUUGGAGUGCAGCAAAGUCAAGGAUGGGUUCACUAUAUGACGCACAAACCCGAGCCUCAUAUUUUGCUGUUCUGCCGAAAAAAGACCACCCCUCCAGAGAAGAAGUGACAGACUUUUAUGGUUUGCUUGUGAAUAAGUUUUAGUUCAUAGUUAUCAAUUGGCCAUAGCAGGUAAUGUCUAAUAACAGGCAUAAAUUGACUAAUAAUUUCUUAUUUAAAAAAAGGCAGUAUGUAAUAUGACACCACCAGUAAGUAAUGAGUAGAUUUCUUCUUGAAAUUUUAAAAGUUGGUAACUUCCGAAAUUAGGAUUUUAAGUAAACUUGUAGCUUUCUAUAGUUCAUUUUAGUAUGGUCAUGGAUGCCAUUAACUUCAUGUGUUGCUUUUGAAUUCAAAUUGUUAAUUACUGUGCAGAAAUCUUCCCAUUGCUUCUUUGCUUUGGUAUGUUUUUAGUUGACGAGUAGCUUAUUCAUUUUAAUAUGACAGAUAUAAUGAAUAUGCACCAAAUAAAAUCAUUCUGCUGUAGGAUGCAUAGUAAAUAAGGUAAUAGUGAUUUUUUUAGUUUCGUUUCCUCUACUGUUAUGGGCCAAUAUCUUGAUCUUCAUUCCACAUAUUAUUAAGUGUUUUGUAUUAGUGUAGUCGUUAGUGUAUAAGAAUCAUUAAACCAACCACAAGUGCUAUUCUACUUAUUAUGUGAUAGAUGUAACAGUUGUGAUAGCCUAGAUCAUGCAACUUUGUCAACUGUUGAAUAGUGCUUCUGCUUUAAUUAUGAACAGUUAUUGAUAUUUUACUUACAUAAUUGUGCCCUGGAUACUUUGUUUGACAUUUGAUAUGUAAAUUGUGUAUCAAUUUUUAGGGUUCCGUAAAUGUGAACCUAUUAUAAGACACAAGAGCUGCCGCUAGGUAUAACAACAAAUACUAAAAAGUACGGAACCCUCGGUGGGCGCGUCCGACUCGCACUUGUCCGAUUUUUAAUUCUUAUUGACAAAACAUUGCUUGGGAUUUGUACAUAAAUGUUUAAAUAAUUGAAUCAGAAUGCUCAUACCAAUCUUAUGGUUAUUAUUGAAUUGGAUUGUAAUUCGGUGACUGGUUAAUUUCAUUUGGUACAUAAAUUAUUUGGUGCUAUGUUACAAA